Puccinia triticina is the source of this 1083-nucleotide messenger RNA. RefSeq lists its product as uncharacterized. Gene Ontology annotation, biological process: ergosterol biosynthetic process. The transcript has 4 exons. The coding region runs from base 1 to 1083 and encodes 360 amino acids. Lineage: Eukaryota; Fungi; Basidiomycota; Pucciniomycetes; Pucciniales; Pucciniaceae. Gene Ontology annotation, cellular component: endoplasmic reticulum. The record is from RefSeq and is a predicted model, not a curated record. Gene Ontology annotation, molecular function: sterol 24-C-methyltransferase activity.
AUGUCAGGUACUACCACUUCCGCCACGACGCAGGCCUUGAUCGACAAUGGAGGUGCCGAUUUGAAGAAUCGAAAAAACAUCUCUGGAUAUUCUAAGUUUUGGAGUCCCGAAGCCGCUCAGGACACCAAAGAGGAUGAGAAGAACCGAAAAGACCAGUACGAAAAUCUGGUCAAUGGUUACUACGACGCCUGUACCGACAUAUACGAAUAUGGAUGGGGCCAGAAUUUCCAUUUUGCGCGAUACUACAAGGGUGAAGCUUUCGCUCAGGGAAUCGCCCGACAUGAGCACUACCUUGCUGCCCAAAUCGGCAUCAAAGAGAAUAUGAAGGUACUCGAUGUCGGCUGUGGUAUCGGUGGUCCCGCCCGAGAGAUAUGUUUCUUCACAGAUGCCAACAUCGUUGGGAUCAACAACAAUAUCUUUCAAGUCGAUCGUGCCAUCAAGUAUUCCGCCAAGGCCGGCUUAAGUCACAAAUUAACCUUUGAGAAGGGCGACUUUACCAAAAUGGCUGAUCAAUUCGGUGAAGACGUCUUUGACGCUGUCUAUGCGAUCGAAGCUACUGUCCACGCCCCGGAGUGCGAAGACGUAUACGCCGAGGUGUUCAAAGUCCUGAAACCCGGUGGCAUUUUUGGUUUGUAUGAGUGGUGUUUGACCGACAAGUACGAUGACAAGAACCCUCAACAUCGCCAAAUUCGUCAUGAAAUUGAACUUGGUGACGCGAUCCCCGAGCUCCGUACAGUUGAACGCACUUUACUGGGCAUGAAAAAUGUUGGAUUCGAGGUUAUCAAGUCAGAGGAUAUGGCCGCUCGAGACGAUCCGCUCCCCUGGUACUACCCUCUUCGCGGAAAGCUGUCGGAAGCCCAGACGGUCUGGGAUUACUUUACCAUUUUCCGAUUAACUACGUUCGGAAAGGGACUUCUUUCUGGUACCGUCAGAAUCCUUGAGACUUUGGGCCUUGUCCACAAAGGCACAUCUGCAGUUGACCGUUCGCUCAACAUCGCUGCCAAUGCUCUCGUGGCUGGUGGCGAAUCUGGGAUUUUCACUCCCAUGCAAUUGCUCAUCGUCCGCAAACCUGAGAGCAAAUAG